This is a messenger RNA of Pseudomassariella vexata, 1646 nucleotides long. Its product is annotated as secretory lipase-domain-containing protein. NCBI's taxonomy places the organism in Eukaryota, Fungi, Ascomycota, Sordariomycetes, Amphisphaeriales, Pseudomassariaceae. The record is from RefSeq and is a predicted model, not a curated record. Gene Ontology annotation, biological process: lipid catabolic process. The coding region runs from base 220 to 1542 and encodes 440 amino acids. Gene Ontology annotation, molecular function: triacylglycerol lipase activity. The transcript is spliced from 2 exons.
AAGUAAGUAGCUCUUGCCACGACAUGAUUCUUGAUGUCAUUGUAUGGCGUUAAAAAUACCCGAUAAGUCUUUAAGACUUUUAGUUCAACUUCUCCCAAGUCUCUCAUCUUCUCAACCAUCAUUACUACUCACACAUUUUGGAUUUAGCUCUCAACCAACAUUAAACCGCCCAACAGCUCUUUCAUCUCAAUUGCAUCACUUGACCUUCCUUCAUCGAGAAUGCUGUCGACUGUAUUCCUCACACUUGCUGCAGCCCUUCUGCAGGCCUGCACAGCCUCACCGGUACUGUCACCACUGCCAGUAUCCGAGGGUCUCCAGUUUCCUAAGCCAAUUCCCCCAAAGAAGGACCCCUGGUACACACCACCAGACAAGCACUGGGUUUCGAAGCCCCCGGGCACCUUGCUGCGAGUCCGAGAGGCUCCCGGCAACUUCACACUUCUGAAACAUGCCCACAAGGUCUACAACCUCAUGUUUCGAACGACCAACAGCCAGAACCAAUCUGAGUGGGCGGUCACCACCGUGUUCUUCCCAAAAUCCCCGGCAAUAUCCAAAGAUGGCGUCUUGCCACUGCUCAGCUACCUGAUUCCGUACGAAUCAGCUUGUCUUGAUGCGAGCCCCAGCUAUUCGUUGAGCGAAUAUCUCGCCGGCGAGCGUCUCAACGUGGCAGUACGCGAUAACAUUGUAAAGGCGCUGGGGAAUGGAUGGCUUGUUGACAUACCGGAUUACGAAGGCCCCAAAGCGUCCUACUUUGCCGGACAGAUGGCUGGCCACGCAACACUCGACUCCAUAAGAGCACAUCUCAAAGUUUUCGCUGAACAUAUGCCUCUGAUCAAAUUACGAUAUGCCAUGCUGGGCUACUCUGGUGGAGCCCAGGCAGUCGAAUUCGCUGCCGAACUGCAGCUCAAAUAUGCUCCGGAGCUCAUUUUCAGUGGUGCCGCUCUAGGGGGUGUGCCGGCCAAUGCUCUGGACUUCUUCCGUGCAUGCUCUGGCACGAUCUGGUCAGGCGCGGUUGUACAGGCCAUCGUCGGCGUAAUGAACCAGUUUGAUAAAGUAGAGCAGUACGCCAUGUCCCUGCUGAAGCGUGAGAAGAGGGACGAGUUUCUUUCAGCGAGAGAAAUGACAAUCGAUGAAAGCCUUCGCCGCUUCGCGAACAAGAAUAUUUCUAAUUACUUCAAAACCGGAGAAGAUGGAAUGGAAAACGUCAUUUCCAAGGAAGUCCUCGCCAGCGAUUGUACCAUGGGCAACCUUGGCACCCCUCAGAUGCCCAUGUUCAUAUACCAGUCAAUCCACGAUGAGGCCAUGCCCAUCAAGAACACGGAUGUCCUCGUUGAGCAGCACUGUAAUAACGGGACCAAGAUCACGUUCGAACGCAAUACCAUCGGAGGCCAUCGUGAAGGUGGUGUUAAUGCGUUUCGGAGCGUUUGGAGGUUCUUGGGCGAGGUCAUGGGCGGGAACUACACUACACCCUCAAAGUGCAACAUCACCGACACCUCGUACAACUUUACCUUGACUUCAGAUGGAAUUUCCUCCCUUCGCCGCUGAGACGAGAUGGCCAACCAACACAUAGUCACAAAAGUGAACUUCACAGACAGCACUCCGUCUUCAUCACGUUGGGGGACAGAGUCCGAACACCUAAUACUUCCUUC